Molecule: messenger RNA, 731 nt
Organism: Sesamum indicum (sesame)
Lineage: Eukaryota; Viridiplantae; Streptophyta; Magnoliopsida; Lamiales; Pedaliaceae
Source: RefSeq, a predicted model, not a curated record
GGGUCACCUUCAAAUUUCAGAAAUUCAAAGUCGCCCACACCCACACCCACACCCACAGCAUGACUUCCUCUUCUCCUCUCCGAUCCUUACAGAACUGGGAACUGAAACAUUGGCGUAUAUUCAUCACAAGCAAAACACGUUUUCUCAGAAUUAUGAGCCUCAAGAUCAUCAAUAAACGCACUCUGGAAAUUUCCAAGCGGAGCUGCUUUUAGUCCAAUCUCGCUCCCAAACACACCAGCUCAGUAACUGAAAUUCUAACAAACACAAAUGAUCAUCCAAAACCCAGCAGCUUCCUUUUGGCGCCAUUGACUCAAAUCUCACCCUGAAAUCAGGUUUCUCUCUCCACACCCACACACAGUAGAACGACGGUUUGAAGCGCGGGAUCCAUGGAUGAAGCUGGACCUUCUGGAUGUGAUAAAACCAGUAUUUUUUGGGAGGCAGCUUUGGAGGGAGAUCUGAGACUACUCAAGCAGUGCGCGGAGGACCUCGACACUGGCGAAGGUUUGGUGGAGACAUUUGAGAGGGUGAGAGAUGGUAGCGGGAGAACGGCGCUUCACAUUGCCGCCGCAGCAGGGAAGACAGAAAUAUGCCAAUAUUUGAUUGAAGGACCCAUUUUUGACGUCGACGUUCUAGAUGAGAAACGUAUUUUUGCUAAUUAUUUGUUUUUCUAUACAUGCCUUUUAUAUUUCCGUGGUUUAUAUAUAGACAGACAGAUACACAGACAUACAUAA